AUGAGGACGUUUUGUCAAUAUUCUGUCUCUUUCAGAUGUUUCCUCAAUCAUAUUCGCUACACUUGAUACCGAACUGAAAGUCCACCAUUUUCUGAUUUGACGUUUCUUUGACGUUUGUUCUGAAAUCUAAAUUUAAUGAGUCGCGGAAUAGCAAGAGGACAGUUCUGACCUAGCAUCAACUGUAUAUGUGUUUUCUAUUUGAAUGCUUUUCUUCUGUUACAAUAACGAUACCCUGUUCUUAUUAGCAUGUAUUAUAAUAUUCACAAAUUCAUGGGAAGUCUUGUCUUUCAAUUGGUUUUUGUUAAAAUCAUCGAGGCUCACCCAACUGUAACUUACUUCAUAUAUCAAAAAGUGCCAAUUUAAUUUAUAGUAAGAACUUUGAUGAAGGUGGCCAAACUCUCUAAAAUAUUCAAACAUUGAAAAAUUAACCUCUGACCUCGUGAAGAGUGUUUUGGAGUUAAUCUGAACUUGCUGUUUUAUAUGAAUAUAUGGUUUAUUACAUAAGAAAUUGUAGUUUAAUUAGACAUCCCUUUUGUUAUCAUAGACCUACCAGAUUUUUAGUACCAGUGACCCGUUUUUUGACGAAUUCUGUAGCUCACUCAAGUUGACUUGAGUACUAGUAAGCACACUCUUCUCAAAUAAAGUUCCAUGAAACUAGUUCUUUGCGGAUUAUCAUUUCCAUCAUAAUAUAGGUUUACUUAUUUAAUACAUACGUGGUUUGAAAUGGCCACAUUGUUGAAUGGUGUUUUACAGCAUUAAUAGUUACAGAACUAAUUUAUAAUCACUUUAUAAAUUUAUAAUUAUAGCAGAGAAUGGAAAGCUAGGUAUGAAUUAAUGGGCAGAGAAAGGGAAAAAAACUUGAGGUGUGUGAAUUUUUUUUAAAAGCUUUAGAGAGCAAAUGGCGCAUUGACAAGUACAGAAUAUGACAGUUGUUGACUGAUUGUCAUGGGCUUAGCAGUACAAAAAUAGCUCUCUUGUGUUGAAGACAUUAAAACCGAAAGCUUAUUUAUGGGUCAGUUGCGAUGACUUCAAGCUGAACUAUCUGAGCAGACAACCUAUGAGCCUGGUAGGGAACCUAGAGUAAAUUUUAAGAUGCUUGCCAACCCUGCAGUUGGAAUGGCUAGAAAUGUCAGAACUGAAUAUAGACCUUACUAUAAACACCCUUUCUGGGUCGUAGUUCAGAAAAUUAGGCUAUAGAUUCAGUGCUCAUAAUCUAGACAUUGCUGUUGUGGUUGUACUUUACCUGAUCUACUUACCAAACGUAUCCUGUUCUGUCUCCAACAUUUAGGCCAGCAUCACAGUUUGUCUGACUUAUCAUGUAGUUGGACUUACACAUAAUUGGACUAAAAACUUUUUAUGCACUUGGAUUAUUGUAAAACUUAUUUCACACUAUUACAUUUCUUUAGAAUGUUUUUAGGCAUUUGAGAUUGUUUAUAAGAGCACUGAGUAGCUGGUAAAAAUACAGAAUCAACAGUUAUGAUCAAUGAAAGGCACGAUUGGUAAAAACCACUUACUACAUACUAUGUUUCAUAUGGUACAACAAUUUGGGGACCUCAGACCUUGAUGUUACAGAAGGAUAUGAUAUGGAAGGUGCCUGUUUUAAUGAUGAGAAGAGUGCAAUGAUUGUUCCUGGGAAAUGUAGCGGUGUGUGUUCCCCUACUGCACCAUGCCUGCCAUUGCAAAUAGCAGCGACAUGAGCAUUCUGCUUCAGGUGGCUGCCAUAGAAAAGUCCAACUUAGAGCGCAUAGCCGCAGGCACUGAUCCUGAUGUGCUAGACCCCUCUAAUGUUCCUGACAGUUGCCAACCUUCAUCUCAGACUUACUCAGGGUGUUUUGGACUGCCUUAUCAAGAUCACAACUAUGGAGCCCCUCCCCCACCAACCCCGCCGCAGUCCCCUCCUCUGCAGUCCCCAAUCUCCCCGGGGGUGCCCAGGGUCAACGGCCACGUGGACCACGGAGUGGACGACACCACAGUGGUAGACCAUAUCACUGAGGUGAUAGAGAGCGUGGUCAACGAGGUCCACAGCAGUAACAGCAGCCUGAGCAGCAGCAGCAGUGGUGGCAAUGUUGGUGCAGGGGGAGCUGGGACGGGAGAGGUCCAGGUGGUGGAAGAGGAGGACUGGUCAUAUAGUGUCACCCGCUGUAUAUGUAACAUGGACCAUGAUGAUGGAUACAUGAUCUGUUGUGACCAGUGCAGUGUCUGGCAGCAUAUUGACUGUGUCAUGUUGGACAGGACGAACAUCCCAGAGACGUACUACUGUGAAACCUGCAGGCCCAGGGAGGUGGACAGGGAGAGGGCUAUUAGGAUACAGACCAGGAAAAAAGCUGACAUGUCAGAUACCAGCUCAGAUAGUGAUAAUGAAACUUCAUACAUAGCCAAGGCCAGUUCUCCCACUUCCAUUACCCUUACCCCAACCAAGAAAAAUAAGAAGGAAACACAUGUAAUCAGUGACAAUAAUAACAAAGGAGAUAAGAAAAAAAUAAAGGAAAAGAAGAACAAAAACAAAAGAACUGUUAAGGCAGAAUAUGAAGAUGGCAACAGCAAUAGUAGUGUAUCUGACAAACAGAAGAAGAAAAAUUCAAAUUUCCGAGAAGGCGAGAGGAAAUCUACUCGAAUGAAGCUUCCAAAGAAGGCCCCUGGGCCAGUGCUAGAAGAUGAAAAUGCCCAGGAUCCCUGGGACUGUUCUCUGAGCCCAUGGACAGACAGUUUUGAAGAGGCAAAAACAAACCAGUAUUGUGCAGAAAUACAAGAUGUGGUUGCAGAGAGAUAUAAUGGUUUACAUAAUGGUCCUUUGGAGGAAUCUGCCCCUUUUAAGCAGCUGCUGGGUCAGCUGUACACUGUGGCCCAGGUGGCACACAACAGAAAGGGUUUGAAAUCUUCCCAGGACAUAGCAGCAAAUAAAGCCAUUAUGGAAUUCCGAGGCAUCUUCAUGUUAAGGCAGCAAUUUGAUAAAGACGAUACCUUCUUUAAAAGGUUAUACCCGUUUGUGUUGUUCUACCCUAAAUUUGAAGGAUUGGACAUUUGUGUGGACGCAGGUGCUUGUGGGAAUGAUGCCCGCUUCGUGCGGAGGUCGUGCCACCCCAAUACAGAAGUGCGCCACCUGGUGGAGAAUGGAAAGCUUCAUCUUUUCCUUUACUCUGUGACGCACAUUGCCAAAGGCGCAGAAAUCACAAUUCCCUUUGAUUACAAUUACCAAGACUGUGAUUAUGCUGUUGAGUGUGCUUGCUGCCUGGACUCCCAUCAUUGUCAAGUUCUGGAAAGCAGGAAAGUGAAGAACAAAGUCAGUGCUGGAAAGAAGAAUAAGAGGAACAACUCGUCCAAGGAAGAGUCCGGUGGUGGGUCAGGAGAUGACCACAGUUGUGUAGAUGUAGUCUCGGCACCAGAGAAGAAACACAAGGGGACAUCUGAUAGCAGAAAUGGGGAGACGCACAUGGAUGAGGAUCACCCGGACUCCACAGACGAUGUCAAUGGGGACAGCAAUGCGGGUGAGGGGCCUACAGAAGACUCUCGUGCUGCAGCCGCUGCUGAGGCUGAAAGACAGAAAAACAUGUCUCGAGAGGAAAGAAAGAUGGAUGCCAUCAUGAAGGCUUUUGAGAAGCUAGCAAAGCGAGAAGAAAGGCGAAAAGAAGCCUUGGAGAGACUUGCCUUAAAGAAGCAGAAGCAAGAGACAGAAAAAAAAGAGGAAAAGAGUGAAAAAAGUGAAGAGGACCAGCCAAAAGAAAAGCCCAAGCCUCCUCAAAAGAAAAAGGGUAAACGUGGCAGUGCCACACCAGCACGGCGGCGGAGUCGUAACAUCAGCGGGAACUCUCACUACUCGGACUCCGUACUGUCUCCUGAUGAAGGCAGUAAUCUCAGUAUGCCAGGGACAGGGGUGGCGCCACCACAAGACGGGCCACAGUUGACACCAGCCGAAAGAGCCUUCCGCUUUCCAAAGACCAAAAAACAUUUGAUGAAUGAGUGGUUGAACGAGAAGAGCCAGGACCUCCAGAGGCCGCUCAGUGUCAAGACGGAGCCUCUGGAGGUGACCACGGAGACUGCCGACUUUGUCAUGUGUGUGCCCAGCCCCCAUUCCAUGUCCCUGAACCACCUACGCAGAGGGAGCUUCUCCUCCAGCCAAGGGAAAUCCAACCUGGAAGCCAGCCUGGGCUCGGCCAAGAAGCGUUGGCUUCGGCAGGCCAUGUUUGAGAGUAACAACAGCAUCAGCAGUGAGGGCGGCUCCCCCGUGCAUGAAGGGACCAGCCCCAAUCCUCAUGCCAAUAUUCCAAGUCCAGGCUCUUCUCCACAACCAGUGGAUUUUGUGACACCAUUAAAGAAGCGCCGCCUGGCCAGGGAGUCCAUUUCCUCCGAGAGUGGCAUCUUGCCCCCAACUCCGUCCACCCCCUCCACUGAGCCUAUCCACAUAGGAGCAGGAACAGUCGAGACUGUACCAUCACAACCCACUGCAGUGACAGCAGGGUUAGACAGCAAAGACACUCCUGCAGCGGUCUCGGUUGAAAGAGUAAAGCCCUCAGCGACCGUUAAUUUUGCUACUCCCGAAGUAGAGGCUAAAACCAGGAAUGGGUUCAGGACGCAGUUUUCACCCAUGACACCAGUGACACCUAGUGAUAAUUUGUUUGAAAAGUUUAGCAGGCUGUCAGAUGAAGGUCAAGGUGGAGACCUCAGGCACCAGGAGUCCACGGAGAGCGAACUUUCAGAAUCCAUAUUAAACCGGCGGAAAUCUGCGUUAGACCUGGAGUUCGACAGUGAAAAGAUCAGUGGGAACAAAUUGGACACUGAAGGUGACAGUGAAAUGGCCAGUAACACAGGCCCUGGGGCAAACCCUGGCUGUUCCAGUGAAAAUAGUGAACAGAAUGAAAAUGCCAUGUAUGAGAGACAUAAAGAGGAUGUGGAGAUUACCUCAAGGACUUCAGUUGAUUCUAAAAGACCUGAUGAUGUACUUAAUGAUAACAGAGUGGAGGAAUUCAGUGAUAGUGACACUGCCAUGCAGACAGAUCAGGCUAGUAGCUCUGAGCUUAUCACUGCAGGAUUAUCAUCAUCAUCGUCGUCAUCGUUAUCGUCAUCAUAUUUGAGUAGAAAACCAGAGCCAAUGGAAGUGGUAACAGAGGCUGCCUCUUCGAAUACUACAAAUCAAAGACUGCCUGAAAUGGACAGCCGUCUGUUACAGGACCAGGAAGGGAAUAGAGCAGGAACCGCAUCCAUAGACUGUGAAAGGGAGUGUCUACCUGAGGGGGCAGAGCAGCAGGAGGCGGAGAGUUCACAGGUGCCCCCGGUGGAAUGUUCAGAUUCCGUACAAGAGAGGCUGGACGACAGCAUGGAGGUGGACUCCAGCUCGCGGACAGUGGACAUUGGGGAGAACAGCAUGGAUGAGGAAAAGAGUGUGAGCUCCAGUAACGUGGCCGAGUCCAGUUACAGGGCUGGCGGUGAACAGAUAGACACUUCCUCCUCCUCCUCAGGCGUGGUUGACCGGAGCCGGGAGGACAACGUGGCCAUAAUCAGCACAACAUCCAGCACAGAUAAGUGCACCAGUGCCCAGGGAAUGAGCGCUGCAGAUGUCAGCUCGAGCAUCACGGAGGCGGUGGACAGCGAGUACACCAGGUUCAGGUCGGACUCUGUGUCCAGUUCUGGUGACCAGUGCAGCAAAGAGUCGGUCAGUUCAACGUUCUCCCCCAAGAAACGUUUCUGCCAGUUGGCCAGCAUGGAGUCCAGUGUGUCUGAGGGAGUGGGGAGCAGUGCAUUGAAUGAGGCGCAGCCUUCCCUGCUGCCUGCCACAGUGGAGGCCACAUCCAAUUCAGUACAGGAGCCGAUGACAGGCGGGCAAGUGCCAACGGAAAGUGGUGCAUUUUCUGUGGAGUCGUCUGUGUCCAGUUCCACCCUAAAUACAAUGGCAUUACAGCAGCAACAGCAGCUGUCUUCACAUUUUGGUGCUGUGGGCACGUCAGUGGUGCCAGGGAUGUCAGUGGGUGUGGCCACAGUGUCAGCAACAGUGACCCCAGCUAUGGGGACUCCAGGGGAAGUGAGCUCCACAAGUGGGUUGAAUCCCACAGCAGGGUCACCACCCACGGCACCGCCACCACCAUCCAAGAAAAAGGUGUCUCUGUUGGAGUACAGAAAGCGGCGGAAGGACAAGGGCAUUGACUCAGCUAGCAACAGUGCCAGUUCCACCCCAACCAAGACCCCCACCACCCCGGGGUUCCCCUCCACGUCCCCCAGGCUGACGGGGCCCGUCUCCUCACUCCCCUCCCUGCCUUUAUUUGACAGUGGCAUUCCAGCAAGAGAGGGGGAGAGACCAAAUAUAGGAAAUUUGGAAGAAAAGUUGAAAGCUGUUUUGGCAGCAAACAGAAAAAAUGACAGUGAUGUCCGAUGGAAACCACCAUCAGCAGCAGCCACCUCCUCCUCGUCGUCGACAAUAACAGCACCAUUUCCACCAGAGCCAAAACCACCACAGAAACAGCUAAGCUUGACAGAGAGACUGAGGAUGGAGUUUGGGUUGGACGAUGAAGAGGAAGAGGAAAAACAGCAUUGGACAGCAGAGCACCACCGCAGUCCAAGGCGGCAUUCAGACACCCCUCCUCCCCCACCCCCUCCUGACCAUCCCCCUCCACCACCCCCAGGGAAACCUGCAGAUGAUCCCGGCUCCAGCCAGAUGCGAUUCCUACCUUCCCAGGGUCGGCCAUGUGGUGCCCCACCCCCUCAGAUGGUGCCUCCACCCCCUGCAGCUGUGGGCCACCCUAUACCAUCUCUGAUACCAGGGAUGCCACCAAAUGUAGCCUAUGCUACACAGCCAGCACCUUUCACUCAACAAGGAGGGAUAGCAAAGGGUCCUCCCCACUACCCCCCUCCCCCCAGUAGAGGGGUGCCAGUACAGACCCUGAUGCCAGGGACACCCAAGGGGUACAGUACAGGUGGACCAGAGUUACAGCACACUCCUGCCUUCUCCACAGGAGUUCAACAGCAGCAGCAGCAACAACAACAACAACAGAAACAGCAGCAACCACCUUAUGCAUUUACACAGCAGCAGCAGAGCAGUCAGAGUGUGGCGUACCCACAGUCUGUAGCGACUUUCCCUACGCAGCCCCCCCAGAGGAGCCGCACGCCCCCGUCUGCUGGCAGCACAGUUGGAGGUGGGGGGACGCCACAACAGGGGCCUCUGUUACCUCUUCCACAACAGCAGUCAGCUCAGCAACAACAACAACAACAGCAGCAAUCUGGGUACAGCAGAGACCAACCCAGACCCAUACCAUCACUGCUCUCUCUGAACACUGCCCCUGCACCAAGCUUAUUGAAUACGCCUCCACCCAGUUCAAACUUUAAGAGUCGAUUUGGUUCUGGAAAGAAGAAAAGAUUUUGAAAUGGAUUGCAGGGCCUCUUCUCGCGUGAUUGUGUAAUUGUUAAUUAUACACAUAGUGUUGCUGAGAUAAUUUCAGUAACAACGAUAUUCAUGCUUUAGAAAAAAGAAAACAGUCUGUCUUUCUUGUUGUUUUACGUACAACAAGGAAUUGCUUUUUGCAAGUUGGGUAAGAAAGAUGAAAACACGUAAUUGUUUUUAAAUGUACAGCCUAUUUAAGGACAUCCUCUUCUACAUCUUGCAUGUAAGAGAUAGCCGCAGAGGUCUCCUAACUGCCAUGGACCGCCAAGGUCCCUCUUGUACAAACCUGCCACCGCCCUGUAAAUGUGACUUGUAUAUAGAUCUAGGUGGCUGUAGCUCCUCGGCUUCGGUGAUGUAUAUUGAACGCUUAUUUUUGUUUGUACACAGUAGUGAAAUGGUUGUACAGCGCUUCAGUGAGGUGAACUUCGAAUCAUACUGUUUAGUGUACAUAGGUUUACACUAUUAUUUAGUGUAUAUAGGAUUACACCGUGUGCUUAGUUGUGUAUGUACAGAUAGUAGAUAACUACCCAGCCAUAAGCGCUAGGUAGACGUUCUCAAUGACAUUUGUCAGUGACGCAUAAAUAUUACUAUAUAUGUAAAUGUCACAGAGAUCGUCUGUAGUUACGCGUGUAAAUAACAGUGCGGACGGUCUCCUCGGUGAAACGAGACCCAAGCCUAAUUUGUACAUAGGAAUAAUUAUUAGUAUUUGUACUGUAGUUAGUUUUGACGGUUCCGUCUUUCAAGUCUUUCAGUGCCUCGUGGCCGAGGUUCCUAGUUUAGUUGCGGAGGAAGCGUGGAGCGGUGUGUUGCUGGACUGUUCUGUAACAAGUACGAAACACACGAUCACACGUCUUCACGUGCACAUGUACAGUCGGGCACUGCUUUGGCUGCCUAUUCUUAGAGCAAAUUUUAUUUUGUAAGUCAGAUUAAUUAUGAUACGCCCGUGAUUUAGGCGAUGAUUUCACUGUUGAAAAGGUUUGAAUACUGCUUGUACGUCUAAUCCGUUUCUUGUUCAAUUUGGCAGUAGUGCGCUUCUUUGGGAAGUCGACCCCCCUCUCCCCCCUUCCUUUUCAGGUAAAUUGUCUCACUUGGAUGUUAGAUGGAAGGACUUAGUGGUGAGAAAGUGGAAGUUACGUUCACCCCAUUGUCCGGUCAUUACAAGGCCAUUAUGUCGUUGAACAAUGCCUCGUCGUGUCAGCUUUACGCUUGUGACCAUGCGAGGGGAAAAGUGUUAUUUUGAAUUUUCCCCUCGUUUUCCACACACGCACACCUGCGCGGGCUCCCCGGCUUGUCGGCAAAGUUGAAAAAGAAAACAAGGUACUUUGAGCGCACGUUCACUGGCAGCCUGAUUUAAUGGGAGUUGAUUUGUGAAGAAAGAGAGAAACGUCCCAAACCAACCGUGAAAGAGACGAACAAACACGACGUUUUGAUUGACACAGGUGUGCGUGGAUUUUUGGCAACUAUUUGACGGGAGGUUUUUACUUCUUGAUUAGGUACGGAGAAGAAAGGCCAGUAAUUGCAAGUCCCCACAUGAUCAUGAGUCGUCUGUCACACUGGCAUAAAAAAGACUAAAUUCCCUGUGGAAAUUGUUUAAAGAUCACAACAAUCGUAUAGAAAUUCCGUUUACAUUUCAUCUGCGGAUUUUAAUUUGUUUUAUUAUAGUCGACAGCAACAACGGAGAGGUUUGUUUUGCCGCUCGGUCCUUCCAUCUAAUGGUUACUUAUUGUUUACUUACCAAACAAGCGCUCAAUGGCUUAUUGCUCACUGUUAUUUGUCUGUUGUAGCUCCGAUCUCCUAAUUGUAGUCUGUGAAUUCCGUUCGAAAUGUCAACAACUCUGAUUUGGAUGUAUCAUAAUGAAACGGUUAUUUCUGAUGAAAAGAAAAAGAUCAGUUUUACGUAUAAUAAAACUUAUUCUUGGUAAAAAGAACCUACAAUGAA
Messenger RNA from Lingula anatina, 9305 nucleotides. RefSeq lists its product as uncharacterized. Gene Ontology annotation, biological process: regulation of DNA-templated transcription. The record is from RefSeq and is a predicted model, not a curated record. Gene Ontology annotation, cellular component: Set3 complex; Rpd3L-Expanded complex. NCBI's taxonomy places the organism in Eukaryota, Metazoa, Brachiopoda, Lingulata, Lingulida, Lingulidae.